Molecule: messenger RNA, 1278 nt
Organism: Athene cunicularia (burrowing owl)
Lineage: Eukaryota; Metazoa; Chordata; Aves; Strigiformes; Strigidae
Gene: ECHDC1
Product: ethylmalonyl-CoA decarboxylase 1
Exons: 7
Coding region: 213-1211 (332 amino acids)
Biological process (GO): fatty acid beta-oxidation
Cellular component (GO): cytosol
Molecular function (GO): enoyl-CoA hydratase activity
Source: RefSeq, a predicted model, not a curated record
GUAACCGCUGCUCCCCGCGGCAGGGCGGCUGCAGGCCCGGCCCAGAGGCCUCGGCCUAGAGGCCUCAGCUCGGCCCGGCGCGGCGCGGCGGCGGUUCCCGGCGGGGCCGCUUUCACGGCAGCACCGCCUGCCCGACCGGCGACGGGAAGGGGAGCGGCGGGGCCAGAGGAUCCUUUGCUGACAGUGGCAAAGAGAACCUCUCAAGGGCUUGCAUGCUUUUUGCAGAAGAUAAUGGAUUCUUGCUCUCACCCUCUGCCUUGAAGAACUUUUAUUAUACACCAUGUGACCAAAAUCAAAUGUUUUUAGAAAUGGCUGUUUCUUUGUGGAAGAAUUUACUUCAGACUACAAAGGAAAGAAUACUACAACAGAGAAGGAUGUCACUGUAUAAUGGUGCUCAUGGUUAUGAUGAAGAAUUGUUAAAGAAGAAACUUCAGCAGUUUGCUGGUGGAUCCAUCAACCUCUCCAAAGAAGACAAUGGCAUUGGAAUACUUACUUUGAACAACCCGAAGCUAAUGAAUGCCUUUACAGGUACUAUGAUGGUAGAACUCCAGGAGAGGGUAACUGAACUGGAAAACUGGAAGGAUGGCAAAGGCCUCAUCAUCUAUGGUGCAGGAAACACCUUUUGCUCAGGAUCUGAUUUAAAUGCUGUCAAAGCAAUAUCCAACUCUCAGGAUGGGAUGAAUAUGUGCAUGUUUAUGCAAAACACUUUAACCAGACUUAUGAGAUUGCCUUUGAUCAGUGUUGCGCUAGUACAAGGAAAAGCUUUUGGAGGAGGAGCAGAACUUACCACAGCAUGUGAUUUCAGGUUGAUGACACCUGGGAGUGAAAUUCGGUUUGUUCACAAGCACAUGGGUCUGGUGCCAGGCUGGGGAGGAGCUGCCCGGCUGGUGCGGAUCGUUGGCAGCGGGGCUGCCCUCCAGCUGCUGAGUGGGGCUGCCGGAGUGGACCCCGAGAGAGCUUUGCACCUUGGGCUCUCAGAGGAGACAUUGUCAUCUUCAGAUGAAACCGGAGCAUUAGAAGAAGCCCAGGCCUGGCUGAGUCAGUACACAGAGGGUCCAGCCACUGUGAUUCAGGCUGUGAAAAAGGUGGUGACAGCGGGAAGAGAGCUACCAGUAGAAGCUGCCCUAAGGACAGAGAAAGACGUUUUUGGAACUGUAUGGGGUGGGCCUGCCAAUUUGCAGGCAUUGGUUAGAAGACCAAAACAUAAAUGAUGGUCAGUGCAUAAGAAAUGUUUUUGGCUUUUUUGCAAACAAAGCUUUCACUAAAGCAGGCAUUAAA